This is a messenger RNA of Lactuca virosa, 1965 nucleotides long. The record is from the annotation of a GenBank genome assembly. NCBI's taxonomy places the organism in Eukaryota, Viridiplantae, Streptophyta, Magnoliopsida, Asterales, Asteraceae.
AUGAAAGAAACAAUCUCUGAGAAACUUGAGAAAUAUUUCUUUAACCUUCAAUAUGAAGAUUAUGAUAAGGCUGACCAAAAACUUAUUCAGCUUUUAUCUUUAGAAACUGAAGAAUGCGAAGAAUUGUAUCAAAAAGAACCCAAACUUUUUGAUCAAUAUUUUAGAAUGACUAAAAUAGAUGAACCUGAUACUGAAUCAGAACAAGAAGAUAACUUUAAGACUAAUACAAAAACUGUAAAGUUCAAAUAUUCAGAUAUGGAAGAUGAUGAAGCAGAAUCUUCUUAUACAGCCGCUAGAAGAAGCAAUAAAAAGAAAUAUGAGUUCAAAAUGCCUGUCCACAAUGGUAUUCCAAAUAGUGGUCAAGGAUCCAAUACGAUCAAUGUACUCAAUAUUGAUUGUAUCCAAGAUCUAAAACUCAGAGAAAGAGUUGUAGAAAAAUGGGUUACUAAGAUUUCACUAAUCUUACAGACAAACCCAGAUGAAUUUGAAAAAGCAAAAAAUGUUCUACUACUUUUAGAACACAAAACUGAUGGAAUUGUGCAAAAAUUCCUAAGAAACAAUAAUUGGAAUGAAGAAAUGCAUGGUUCAGAUCUUUUUGAUAAUAUCAUAAAUGUCAUAUACACUACUUUCUUAGGUCUUGAUUAUAUUUCUAAUAAAGACUUCACCAUUAAUAAGAAAGUUGACAUAGCAAGAGUUUCAAUGACAAAACUCCAAUUACAUGAUAUUAGUCUUCUCGACAAAUACACAUGUAUGUAUGAAUCAUAUCUGUAUGAUAUUCCACAAAGAAGUGAAUAUGCGCAAUGGAUAUCUGCUUACCUCAUGAAAAUUCCAAUUAUUGGAGAAACCUGUACAGACAGAUGGAAAAAAGAAGUUACUGGAGAAAUCCAGCAAACCAGUCUUUCUUAUGCAACAAAAAUUGCAAAAGAAGAAAUUGAUAGAAUCUGUCAAGACAGAUAUAAACAACAAAAACUUAAAACAAUAAGCAAAGAUUGUUGUAGCAUUCUCUCUGAUUUCAAAAACUUUGAUAUUGGAAAGAAAAAUUAUAAUAAGAAAAAGUAUAAAAACAAAAAGAAAUUCAAAUCUUUUUGGAAAAAGAAAAGAAGAAAAUUUUCACCAGGAAAAUACUUCAAAAAACCUUCAAAGAAACACCUAAGAAGACUACUUCCUGUCCGCAAGGAAAGAAAAAAUGUAGGUGUUGGAUCUGCAAUGAAGAAGGACACUACGCCAAUGAAUGUCCAAAUAGAAAAAAAUACCCAGACAAAGUCAAGGUUUUACAAACCGCUAACAAUGGGGGCUAUGAAGCUCUUGAAGAAGAGUAUGAUGGUACACAACAUGUUUUUAUAUAUCAUGUUGAGACAGAAUCUUCAUCAGACACUGAUGAAUACGAAUCAACAACGGAUGACUCAGACUAGUCCCAUACAAACCCCACUUUUCAGAGAGGAGGAGAUUAACCAUUUUUGCGUAAACCUCCAGAAGAUUGAUGAUUCCCUUAUCAUGAAUCUUACUAAUCCAAACUCUAUCUAUGUUUCUACUUUCCUUAACUUUAAAGGAUAUAAAAAAUUUAGGGUACAUUGUUUUGUAGACACAGGUGCAUCUUUAUGUCUUGCAAGCAAAUUCAUCAUUCCGGAUGAACUCUGGGAAAACGCUCCCAAAGAAAUUAGUGCCACUAUUGCAAAUGGUGAAACCAUAAAAAUUAAUAAAGUUACAGAAGCCUAUAGCAAAGGAAAACCAGGUUUUCUUGAAACUCAAGAAAAAGGUUCUAAAGAAAAACAAAUUCCAGGAGUCUUACCUGUUAUGAUGUGCUCUGAAGAUGGGAUUCUUGCUGUUGUUAAACAAGGUGAAGAUCCUACUGAAAUACUGGCUGAAAACUGUGCCAUUAAUAGCUUUGACAUUGAUCCACAUAACCCCUCGGAUGUGAUAUGCAGUUUGGAGUGGGAGUUGGUUGCUAUCUUGACUAGGGCAUAG